Camelina sativa (false flax) is the source of this 2440-nucleotide messenger RNA. RefSeq lists its product as uncharacterized. Lineage: Eukaryota; Viridiplantae; Streptophyta; Magnoliopsida; Brassicales; Brassicaceae. The record is from RefSeq and is a predicted model, not a curated record.
AGUGGGAAAAUGUGUACUUAUAUAAAGCUAAGUCAUAUAAAAUUUUCUUUAAGAGUUAAUUUAAAAAUGAAGGAACAAAGUGAGCAAAACCUCUCGAGAAAUAUCUCUCUCUCGAUGCGACGGUAGGGUUUGAUUUGGUCCCCGAUUGCGGCAAGUUUUAAAUCUGGAGGAUCUCAUCUUGAGAUUCUGGUUGGUUUGUUCUGGGUUCUCCUUUCAGGGUUCCUCUGAUUUUGGUUUCAAUAUAGCGGAUCUGCGUUUACCGGUGUUGGGGAUCUUGGUUUUUCAAUGGGAUUUUCAUGGUGAUCUGAUGGGAGGGAACGAAGGGGAUCGAAUCCUGGAAAGCGGAUCCUUCGGUUGGCUUUCUUCUGGUGUGGGUCACGGUUCGUCUUCUCUCGAUUUGCCUAGAUGGAUAUGGGGAUUUUCGGCUGUGAUUACGCAGUCUGGGGCUGUGUUGCGGGAGGAUUCUUUGGUGGUCCAAGUUUCCUUUUCUGGUUAUAAUUGGUCCUCGAGAUCCGAUGGUCAAUCACGAAAUCAUCGUCCGGGUGCUUUCUGAGAAGGUGUCAGGGUCUAGUGGUAAGCUGAAGAUCAAGGUUCCACGUUUCGAUAAUUCUGCACUAAUCCAAGGGUAUGCUAAGACUCUCAUUGGCCGGUGUAUGAAUCCUGCGAUGCAGGACAUGAAGGCUCUGUUAUUCAUGUUGCCAAAGAUCUGGAAGAUUGAGGAGAGGGUUGUGGGUGCGGAUCUGGGAAUGGGGCGUUUUCAGUUUGAUUUUGAUCAAGAAGAGGACAUUCUCGAGGUUCUGAAAAUGGAACCCUAUCACUUUGAUCAUUGGAUGCUCUCCCUGGUUAGGUGGGAGCCAGUGGUGGAUCACAUGUAUCCCUAUCUUAUUAAGUUUUGGGUGCGGAUGAUGGGAGUGCCGCUUCAUUUUUGGGCUGAUGAGACGUUCCGCAGUAUUGGCUCCGAUCUGGGGGAGGUUGUGGAGGUUGAUAUCGACAAUGGUCGAGUUCAAUUCUUGUUUGAUGGUUUUAAACCAUUGGUGUUUGAAGCUGCUGUCGAGUUCCAUAGUGGCGAAGAAACGUUGGUGAUUCUGAGGUAUGAGCGGUUAUAUGGGUACUGUAGAUGGUGCUUUAGGUUGUGCCAUGACGUGUCCUAUUGUCCUUUGUUUGGGAAUAAUGGGAAACAAGCACAGGCAAGUGGAACGGAUCCUCGUCCUGAGGACAAGCUUCAAAGCUAUAAGGGAGCAGUUGCAAGUGGGUCUAAUUCUGGUUCUAGUUCAGGGGUCCGUGGGUCGGGGGCUCCUCAGGGCUCUGCUGUAGGAGGAGGACGGGGUGCAGGAGGUGGUCAGGCUGACGGUCACCGUCACAAACAAGGUUUUGGGCACAAGUCAAAGAGGGGACGUAGGGAUUUUCAGCCAAAGGAGCAGGUUGCACAGCAGGCUUCAAUGGCGGGUACUACUGUCCCGGUUGUGGGAGAGGGUGUUGGUCCAGCUCAGGGAACUGACGGGGACGUUACAGAACAACCGAUACUGGAUGCUUUUUUGGAUUCUGCUACGGAGGAGGUUGCUGUUCCUUUGUUUGUUGAGGUUCCUUCUGGUGAGGACAAACGGGUAUGUAAGAAUCUUUUUCUGCUUCUGUAGCCCAGAAUGUCACCACUCGUUGAGUUAUGGUUCAAGAUCAACAGGAGGAUCUUUUCUCCGCUGCCUUGUGUGAUUUCCUGGAUCAGGAGUUUAAUCUCACUGAUACACGAGAGAUAGGAGGACUGGCUCCAAUUUUGGAGGAGAGCGGGGUUGCACCUGAGUUACCUUCUGAGGAAGUCACGCCCACAGCGGAUGAGGAGGUGUCUUUUGUCACCAAGGAUUGUGGUCUAGGCGAUUCCCAAGUGCAAACUAUGCAAGGGGAUGCGGUUUCUGUUGUUGAGGAAGGUGCCACUACAGAUUUUGUGCAAGAUGUCGCAGAUGAGAGUGGGGUUCCACCACCUCGGUCUAAGUUGGUCAGGUCCAAAGGUGUCUUACCUGGUGCAAGCACUAAAAACGGAAUCUCUAUACCUUAGCUUCACCGCACAAGAAGGUGGUUGCAUCGGUCUCAACUUUGGGAGUGGGAAUGCAAGGUAACGCAGGCCCUACCCAAGGAGGGAAGCCUCCAACUAAUUUGGGUAGUUGAUGUUGAGUGCCUGUAUGAGUUGGCAUGAAAAGGGGGUUCCAGAGCAUCUCUUUCGUUUCUGGGUUUUGUUCGGCAAAAAGACUGGGUUCUGGUCCUUUUUGAGUCUUUUAGUUUUGUCUCUUUUUCUUCUAUUCAAUAAUAUUACAAUGGGAGCUCCAUUGUUUUGUUUUAAUUUCUUGCUUUUGUUCCCCAUCUGUGGGUGUUUUCAGUUUGAUUUGUUUCUGAGCUGUUGUAACCUUUUUGUAAGGACAAUAAUAAGAACCUACUGGCUUCUUUUCUUUUA